AUGUACGUACAUAAGAGACUUGUGCCUUGGUCUUGUGUAUCUGAGUAUGAGAAAGUUGCCAACAGCCUUAAAUCAACUGAUUUAUUAGUUUUAAAAGAGGCAGUUAUGAUUAUGAGAAUUUGGUUAUGUCGUGUUAAUGUUUCAAAAAUCCCACGGUCUAUUUUAUGUACAUACGAACUAAUGGUUGCCAGGCUCGAGCAGUCCACACCGGCAUUGGCUUUAGCAAUCAUGCGUUUUAUUAGUCUUGCGUCCAGUGAGGACCAGGACCGCCUGCGGAGCCCGCAGGCAAUCCCAGUCUCCUCACUAGCCAGGAAAGCUGGUCUGCCAGAUUGGAUGUCCGACCUUCGUAACGACAUAGCUCAUGGACAUUUACCAACUCGUGCGUUUCUGAACGAGACUUAUUCAGUGUGUAUGGAUUGGCUCGAGGAGUUUUGGCAAUGUAACCUUCCUGGAGCUGAGAUGGAUUCCCUGGACAAUACUCAAAAUGCGAUCGAUUGGGAACAUUACCCACCCGAUAGGCUUAUAGAAGACCUCGAUUCUCCCCUCCAGGCCCGGAUGGUAGAGCAUUCUUUUGGUGCUUAUGCGUCUAGUCUUGCCAAAAGCGGCUGCAUAGAGCCAAAGAAACUGCAUAGCCUGAAGAAGUCGCUCCGAAUUUUUAAGCACAAGAACAGGAUAUGCGAUGUGGCCUUGAAUGCGUUCUUUCGCGUUACGGGGUCUGACGACGGCGCUUUUCAGUGGGCGGAGCUUUGGUUAGCCGCCUUUCUGGCCGUCCGUGACGGUAAAGAUUCUGCGCUUUCGGAUGUGCUCUCUCCAAAAGUGGGCACGAUCCUCCCAACUGUCCUCGAGCUGUGUAAUCCAAAACUGCCUAUCAUGCCUCGCCAGGUCGACGGAAUCAAAGACUUCCUCACCAAGACCCACAGGUCGGACGCCAAAUAUCUCACCGUUACCGACAUAUAG
Messenger RNA from Dibothriocephalus latus, 957 nucleotides. NCBI's taxonomy places the organism in Eukaryota, Metazoa, Platyhelminthes, Cestoda, Diphyllobothriidea, Diphyllobothriidae. The record is from the annotation of a GenBank genome assembly.